AUGGGAUCCGAGAACCGCGAGAUAAGUCGGUACGAGGUUACAGCGGUUUACACACAUCCAGAAGCCAAGGCCGACAUCGUCCUUGUUCAUGGACUCAACGGGGAGCCAGACAUGACAUGGACUGCGAAGGAUGGAAAGACGUUCUGGCCGCUGGAUCUUCUACCGACUGCACUCAAGGGCACACACGCAAACAUCCUGGUAUACGGGUAUAAUGCGGACGUCUACUCCAAAGGAUACGAUCGAACAACCAGUAAUCACUUUAUUAACCAACACGCCGAAGAUCUCGUCACGAACCUCACGCUUUACCGAAGAAGUCAAGGGACAUCCGAGAACCCUAUCAUAUGGGUAUGUCACUCACUAGGAGGCAUUCUCGUAAAGAGAGCUCUACUAUACUCCCAUGAUGAUCGGAUGCAGCAGCCUGGGGCGUAA
Molecule: messenger RNA, 429 nt
Organism: Fusarium poae
Lineage: Eukaryota; Fungi; Ascomycota; Sordariomycetes; Hypocreales; Nectriaceae
Exons: 3
Coding region: 1-429 (142 amino acids)
Source: RefSeq, a predicted model, not a curated record